AUGGGAACACCCGGAUUUAUUCCGCCAAGUGUUAUAGAUGGAGAAAAAUAUUGUCUCAACAGUGAUAUAUUUAGUGUGGGAUCAAUAAUUUACUAAAUGAUCGCAGAGAAACUUUAAGUGCUAGGUUUAAGAAAAAAUUUAAUAACUUAAAUGUUCACAGGAAUUGAGAGAACUAUUGUUUGGUUCUGGAUCAUCCAUGGUUCAGGAUUUAUAAAUAUGAGAUUAAGCAAAUAAAAAUGA
This is a messenger RNA of Stylonychia lemnae, 240 nucleotides long. The record is from the annotation of a GenBank genome assembly. NCBI's taxonomy places the organism in Eukaryota, Ciliophora, Spirotrichea, Sporadotrichida, Oxytrichidae.